AUGGCAGCUCAGAUCCCCCCUGGCGGCACUUACCUCGACACCUUCAAGCAGUCGUUUGUUAACGUCCCCGUCGACGCCGAGAGGGAGAAUGCCAUUGCUACCACCGAGUUCCUCGACGCCGCCGAGUCCCUGACCACCAUCUUUGAUGCCCUUGGUGGCGUUGCAUUUGGUCCCGUCAAGAACGACAUGGGCGGCAACAUCAAGAAAAUCCGUGAGCGCCAGCUGGCUGCCCCCGGCCAGUCUGCCACUCUCCAGGAUCUCGUCAAGAACGAGCUGGCCACCAAGAAGCAUGUCGCCACCGAGGGUCUCCUCUGGCUGACUCGUGGCCUCGAGUUCACCUGCAUCGCUCUGAGCCAGAACGUCGCCAAGGAGUCCGAGGAGCUCUCCGAAUCCUUCCGCAACGCCUACUCGACUACCCUCAAGCCUCACCACAGCUUCCUUGUGAAGCCUAUCUUCAGCGCCGCCAUGAGCGCCUGCCCCUACCGCAAGGACUUUUACGCCAAGCUGGGCUCCGACCAGGCCAAGAUCGCUGCUGAGCUCCGCGUCUACCUCGCCGCUCUCGAAAAGAUUGUCGGCAUCCUCAAGGGUUUCCUCGCAAGCAAGGACGCCAAGUUCUAA
Molecule: messenger RNA, 618 nt
Organism: Colletotrichum higginsianum IMI 349063
Lineage: Eukaryota; Fungi; Ascomycota; Sordariomycetes; Glomerellales; Glomerellaceae
Product: Glycolipid transfer protein
Exons: 4
Coding region: 1-618 (205 amino acids)
Biological process (GO): ceramide transport; intermembrane lipid transfer
Cellular component (GO): membrane; cytosol; cytoplasm
Molecular function (GO): ceramide 1-phosphate binding; ceramide 1-phosphate transfer activity
Source: RefSeq, a predicted model, not a curated record